Scomber scombrus (Atlantic mackerel) is the source of this 2256-nucleotide messenger RNA. It is a transcript of the gene pemt, whose product is annotated as phosphatidylethanolamine N-methyltransferase. Bases 49 to 771 code for a protein of 240 amino acids. The transcript has 7 exons. NCBI's taxonomy places the organism in Eukaryota, Metazoa, Chordata, Actinopteri, Scombriformes, Scombridae. Gene Ontology annotation, molecular function: phosphatidylethanolamine N-methyltransferase activity. The record is from RefSeq and is a predicted model, not a curated record. Gene Ontology annotation, biological process: phosphatidylcholine biosynthetic process.
ACACACAUGAGUGCUGGUGGUCAGCCAGUGUUCACUCAGCCAGUGUGAAUGAGCCACAGCGACGCUGCUUCCGAGCGGGAAGACAACAAUCCUGCUGGAAAUCACCGUCCUGAGCUGCUGGACUGCUGCGGAGGGCUCAACAACGUCGAUUAUUCGAAGAUGGACUUGACCCUGAUAGAAGAACUCCUGCGGCACAUGAAAUGUCAUGACUUCAGCUUCUGCGUCGCUGCGAUCGCCAUCAUUUUCAACCCUCUCUUUUGGAAUGUGGUGGCGAGAUGGGAGCAUCGUACACGGGGACUCUCCAGGAUCUUCGGUAGCCCUUACCUUGCCUGUUACUUCCUGGGCUUUGUCAUCAUUCUGCUCAACAUCUGUCGCAGCCACAGCAUAACCGUGGCGAUGAAAGCCCAGGACAGGUGGGAAUUGAUGGACAGGACAGAAAUCUCCUAUAUUGGUGUAGUUUUCCUGGUACUGGGCACUGUGCUGGUGGUCAGCAGCUUCCUGGCUCUGGGAUUCACUGGAACCUUUCUAGGUGACUACUUUGGCAUUCUGAUGGAUGAGAAGGUGACAGGCUUUCCAUUCAACAUCACUGAGAACCCCAUGUACUGGGGCAGCACUGCCAACUACCUCGGCCUGGCACUCAUGGGUGCCAGUCCUGUCGGUCUUGUCCUGACUGCUUUAGUAGCUGUGGCUUACAAGGUGGCGAUACAUUUCGAGGGACCAUUCACUGAACAGAUCUAUCAGGAGAGGAGUCAGCGCCGCAAACAUGAAUAACCGCCUCCCACCCAGACGCCUCCUUCUGCUGGUUUGGCAGAGGAUUCCCAUCCUGUCAUGAGGACAGACAGACUGAACAACAGAGUGACUUCCCAAAAGCCUUGAUUAUUAAUCCACCCCCAGUGUGGAUGUGACCACAAUGUUCAUAAUGCAGCUUCAUGUUAAGCUAUUGUUUUUAUUCCAUCUUCAUCUGUGGGAGUUAAAUGAAUGAAGCAAUUGUUUCUGUUCAGACCACAUGGCAUAAUUUAUUCUGAAAGGAUGUUCAAUUAAAGGAAUAGUCUGAUGGGGGGGGGUUCUUCAUUUUUUUGCAUAUAGUUAGAUCCAAACAGUGUUAAGUGUGAAGCUGGAGCCAGGAGCUAGCUUAGCAUGUAUGCUAGAAGCAGGGGAAAGAGCUAACCUGGCUCUAUCUAAUUCAAAAGUACACCUACCAACACCUCUUACCUCACUUUUUAACAUGUUACAUGUCAUUUGUUAAGUCCAUACACAAACAAAAAAGGAAAAUUAAUAUUGUCAAUUUUACAUGUGCUGUGUGUUUCUUGGUGAACCACAGCUAGCUGCAGUGACUUCUCAGUUUCAUAUUCACUUGACUGAAACUUCCAAAAAAAAAAAGAGAGAAAUACAUAAACAUGUCCUCUUUAAGAGCAGUCUUUCCAGAGACAUCAAUGUUUACAGUCUGGGUACUUUGGUAAUUGGUUCUUGCUACCAAAAAUCCCAGUUUUUAUACUAGAAAGACUGACUUUGGAGGACACUCACUUGAUUCAUCUAAAUUUGUUGAACUUGUCCCCAAUUGCUUUCUGAAGGGAUCUCCUUGUGGCCAGUGUAGACAGGAGGAACAAUUACAGCGACCAAAAGCCCUUUCAAUGAGGACGUCAGUAUUGUUUUAAGAUCGACUUCAAGAAAUGUGAACCUAUCCUGUUAUGUUAAUUAUCUGUGAUAUUACUAAUAUUGCAAUUUAAAAUUCCUUGUGUUUUUGUUUACCUUUCUAUCACUUUGUCAACAUGAAUACUACAGCAUUCUCAUCCAGGUAUUGUUAUUAUUGAUAUAAAAUGGUUCCAUUUCAAGAUGUUUAUAGUUUUUCACUAGUUAAUCAAUACCACCAGUUGUCAGUUCAAGUUUUGUAAAAAAAAAAAAACAUUUCUCAAGGAAUUUGGAUCUUUCUGGAAGUGUACUUCAAAGCACAUUUAAAAAAGAAGUUGAGGGCCAUGACCUCCAUGACAAAUGUAAAUCUGUUUUUUUUAUUUUACAAAACCAACACAAAUCCAAGAUACAGCUUUCAACACUGCCAUUGGUGUUUCAAAAGAAUUAAAAUCUUAUAGUUUGAACUGUUUUAAUGUUACAAUAUUUCACAUACACUGUUUUAAAAUUUCAGAAUAUUUUUCCAGUAAUCAUUAUAAUGUACCUAUGCAAACCAUUCCACAGUGAACAAUACACACUGCCUGGUGAUGUACUGUUUGUCAUUCUGGAUAUAAUAAAAGAGUGAGUCAG